This is a messenger RNA of Aricia agestis (brown argus), 1742 nucleotides long. RefSeq names its product actin-related protein 10 (gene Arp10). The transcript is spliced from 8 exons. The record is from RefSeq and is a predicted model, not a curated record. The coding region runs from base 239 to 1375 and encodes 378 amino acids. Gene Ontology annotation, biological process: retrograde axonal transport of mitochondrion. Lineage: Eukaryota; Metazoa; Arthropoda; Insecta; Lepidoptera; Lycaenidae.
CGCGAAUAUCUGUUUUUCUUGUAAAAUUUUGUGAAAAUCAAUAGGUAUUGCAAAAUAAAAUCUUAAUUUUCGAGUUUAAUAACAGUGUAUUAAGUCAAUUAUAGGCAAAUUUUUCAAACUGUGUAGUCUAUUGUACAUUUUUAUUAAAAGGAAGGACAAAAAGCUUUACGCUUCUGAAAGUUUUAAAAAAGGAUUUUUUUAGCAUUUUCACGCAAAAUUUCUUAACUUAAACGUAAAAAUGACUCUCUACGAAGGCAUGGCCUUAAUCCAAGAGAAACAAGCCGUCGUGCUGGACCUGGGCACCGAUUACACAAAAUUCGGUUUCACGGGUGAGGCGGCGCCGCGCUGCAUCAUCCCGUCGGAGUUCUGGUGCUCGGACAGUCGGCGCAUGAAGCGCGUGUUUGACUACCACAGCGAGCAGGAGCUCUACGACAACCUCGUGCACAUGCUGCAUCUACUAUACUUCAGGCAUGUGCUGGUGAACCCGAAAGAGCGUAAGGUGGUGGUGGUGGAGUCGCUGCUGACCCCCACCCUCGUGCGGGAGACGCUGGCCAAGGUGCUCUUUAUGCACUAUGAGGUGUCGGGAGUGAUGUGGGCAGAUGCAGGGCGGCUGUGCGCGCUGACGCUGGGCGCGCCCAUCGCCCUCGUCGUCAUGAUCGGCGCUAUGGAGGCUGAGGUCAUUUCCGUGGUGCACGGUGUGCCGAUCCUGCAUGCGCUGCAGACGGCGCCGCUGGGCGCGCGCGCCAUCACCGCCGAGCUGCACCGCCUUUUGCUGGCCGACAACCCACACAUCCAACUCACUGAGGCCCAGCUCGAGGACAUCAAAGUGCGCGCGUGCUUCGUGCCGUCUCGCUCGCAGGUGGGCCGCGCGGACGUGCGCGCGGCGGUGUACGGGCUGGGGAGCGGGGGGGUGGUGCACGUCAGCGGCGCUGCGCGGGCGGGCGCGGCCGAACCGCUCUUCUACCAGGACGGGGACAUGUCCUCGUUGCCAGAUAUUAUGCUGCAGACUAUAGCUCAAAGCCCUAUCGACGCGCGGCUGGCGCUGGCGGAGAAUAUUCUGGUGACGGGCGGGACGGCGGCCAUGCCCGGUCUGAAGGCGCGCAUCGCCGAGGAGAUAAAAGACCUCGUGCUGCAGCACCCGUACUGCCUGCGUCUCAAGAUCCCAACGUUCAAGUUCCACACGGCGCCCGCUCACGACAACAGCGUGGCGUGGCUCGGCGGCGCGCUGCUCGGCGCGGCGGACGGCGGUGCGCGCGCGCUCCCGCGAGACAGGUUCGCGCAGCGGCGGCGCCUGCGCGACUGGCCCGACCUGCUGCACAACACCCCGCCCGGACAUCCCCACCACGACCAAUGCGACGUCUACAAGCCGGAGUGAACUACCCGCAUUUAUUUGCACUAGACAAAGACAAAAUUUUAAAGCUGGUAGACCAGGAAUUUUAUCGAUGUUGUCUCGAUGUACCUAUCUAAACUUUACUAAAAGAACUACUGUAAUAGAGUUUCUUUCUCCAUUCUUCAAUGUUUUGUCAGUGUUUCGAUGGUUUUCUAAACCAUUUAUUUAAAAAAUAACCCCUACGUGUCAAAUAACGCCUGCACAAUCUGUCUAUUUUCCGAAAGUAGAUGUUAGUCUAAAUGUUCGUUGGUCGCUACUACGGUAUCUUGUAUCUUUACCGUUUUUUAACAAGUUUGGUUUCUAUGAAACUUAUUACCGGCCUAAAGGUCGAAUUGGUUGAUUAUUUCAACUA